AGAUAAGAACAACGUCUGAACCGAUUCUUUCCUUCCAAGCUUAGAUCACUUUGUUAGCGACGUUCGACCUGAUGAACACACACAAUUACAGUAUACUGUAAGCUGCAACUGGUGAUCAUCUAGAAAUAGGCGAUUCUGUGUCAAGUUCUCUUUUAGAGCUACUAACAUGCAGAACGGAACUCGAAUUUGGCUUCAAUGGCUGGCUAUGGCGUUGACUGUAACCUUUAGCAUGGUUACCGGCCAGUAUUUUAAGCCGUUCAAUGUUAGCUACGAUCAUAGAGCACUUAUAAUCGACGGGCAACGGAGAAUGCUCGUUUCAGCUGGAAUUCACUAUCCUCGAGCCACACCUGAGAUGUGGCCUGAUCUGAUUGCCAAGAGUAAGGAAGGUGGGGCUGAUGUCAUUGAAACUUAUGUAUUCUGGAGUGGCCAUGAGCCAGUUAAAGGACAGUAUAGUUUCGAGGGAAGAUAUGAUCUCGUGAAGUUUGUAAAGUUAGUGGGAUCCAGUGGGCUCUAUCUUCAUCUCCGAAUAGGUCCAUAUGUCUGUGCAGAGUGGAACUUUGGGGGUUUCCCUGUGUGGCUUCGCGAUAUUCCUGGAAUUGUAUUCCGAACAGACAAUGAACCGUUCAAGGAAGAGAUGCAACGUUUUGUCAAAAAAAUAGUAGAUGUGAUGCGAGAGGAAUCUCUCUUCUCUUGGCAAGGUGGCCCAAUCAUUAUGCUGCAGAUUGAAAAUGAGUAUGGGAAUAUUGAAGACUCUUAUGGACAAAAAGGGAAAGACUAUAUGAAUUGGGCUGCAAAUAUGGCUGUUGGACUGGGAGCUGGCGUCCCAUGGGUCAUGUGCAGGCAAACUGAUGCUCCAGAAAACAUUAUAGAUGCUUGCAAUGGAUACUAUUGUGAUGGUUAUACGCCCAACUCCAAGAAGAAACCAGUAAUCUGGACAGAAAAUUGGGAUGGAUGGUAUACAUCUUGGGGAGGAAGACUGCCUCAUAGGCCUGUGGAGGACCUUGCAUUUGCAGUUGCUCGAUUUUAUCAACGGGGAGGAAGCUUUCAGAAUUAUUAUAUGUUUUUUGGCGGGACAAAUUUUGGACGAACUUCUGGAGGCCCUAAUUAUAUCACUAGUUACGAUUAUGAUGCUCCAAUUGAUGAAUAUGGUCUUCUACAUCAGCCUAAAUGGGGGCAUCUAAAGGAUCUACAUGCUGCUCUAAAGCUUUGUGAGCCUGCACUAGUUGCUGCUGAUUCGGCUCAGUAUAUAAAAUUAGGACCUAGGCAGGAGGCACAUGUAUACCGUGGUAAUAAUAGUACCUGCUCAGCAUUUCUUGCUAAUAUUGAUGAACAUAAAGAAAGCUCUGUACAAUUCCUUGGUCAAGCAUACACUUUACCACCAUGGUCCGUGAGUAUACUACCAGACUGUAGAAACACUGCCUUUAACACUGCGAAGGUUGGGGCACAGACCUCCAUUAAAGUGGUAGAUUUCGAGUCAACAUCAUCUGCAAAAAUUUCUGCUCCUGAGCACUUGAUGAUUCAGAAGGGAGUACCACUUGUUUCGGAAUCAUGGAUGUCAUUUAAGGAGCCCAUUGGUGUUUGGGGUGAUGAUAAUUUCACUGUUCAAGGCAUCUUGGAGCAUCUAAAUGUGACAAAAGACCAAUCAGAUUAUUUAUGGUAUAUUACCAGAAUAUAUGUUUCUGAUGAGGAGAUUGCAUUCUGGAAGGAAAAUGCAAUUAGUCCAUCACUUACAAUUGAUAGCAUGCGUGAUUUGGUUCAUAUCUUCAUCAAUGGACAACUUAUAGGUAGCGCGUGGGGUGACUGGAUCAAGGUUGCUCAGCAAGUUCAAUUUAAGCAAGGAUACAAUGAUGUGAUGUUAUUAUCAGAGACAGUGGGCUUGCAGAACUAUGGUGCCUUUCUUGAGAAAGAUGGAGCAGGAUUUAAGGGUCAGAUCACUCUAACUGGAUUCAAGAAUGGGGAUGUUAAUCUCACAUAUUCACCAUGGACCUAUCAGGUUGGGCUUAAAGGUGAAUUCCUGAAAUUAUAUGCUGUUGAUAAUAAUGGAAGUUCGGAUUGGACUAAUUUGGCACAAAAUGAAGUUCCAUCAACCUUUUCCUGGUACAAGACAUAUUUCGAUUCCCCAGGAGGGAAAGAUCCAGUAGUUCUUGAUAUGAGCAGUAUGGGUAAAGGUCAAGCUUGGGUCAAUGGACACCAUAUAGGAAGAUACUGGACCCUUGUUGCCCCAAAAGAUGGAUGUCAAGAAACUUGUGAUUAUCGUGGAUCUUAUGAUUCAGAAAAGUGCAAUACAAAUUGUGGCAAGCCUACUCAGAUUUGGUAUCAUGUACCAAGAUCAUGGUUACAGCCAUCGGACAAUCUACUUGUUCUAUUUGAGGAGACAGGUGGGAACCCAUUAGAAAUUUCUGUCAAGACGGUUACUGUUGAAACUGUGUGUGCUCACAUGUCCGAGUAUCAUAAUCCACCUCUUCAAAUGUGGUCUCACCCAAAUUACUUCAACGGGGAACUUUCAGCGAGUGAGAUGAAACCAGUAAUGCAAUUGCAGUGUGAAGAUGGUUAUACAAUUGCAUCCAUAGAGUUUGCUAGCUAUGGAACCCCCCAAGGUAGCUGCCAAGCAUUCUCCAUGGGCAAGUGCCAUGCACCAAAUUCAGCAUCCAUCUUGUCCAAGGCCUGUGAGGGAAGAAAUAGCUGCAAAAUAGAAGUCUCUAAUUCUGUAUUUGGAGACCCAUGUCCCAGGACUGUAAAAACCUUGGCUGUUGAGGCAAGGUGCAAACCAUCAAGUUCAUUGUAUGCGGGAGUAUCAGAUAUAUGAGAGAAAAAACAGAAUGUCAACACAUGUGCAGUCUUCCACGGUCCAAAUUUCUCGCAUUGCUUUUGUGGUGAACAUUUCUUUUGAUCAAGUGUUUGGGUAUUAUAAGAUGCCCAAGGAUAUGAAAAUUUGAACUUAUAGCAACUGUUUGUUGAUUGAACAUGUUACAUUAUGCUUCUUCUUGAGGCUAUCUAGCUCGAUUCCCUUCUCCA
This is a messenger RNA of Cynara cardunculus var. scolymus (artichoke), 3015 nucleotides long. RefSeq names its product beta-galactosidase 9. The record is from RefSeq and is a predicted model, not a curated record. Bases 167 to 2806 code for a protein of 879 amino acids. Lineage: Eukaryota; Viridiplantae; Streptophyta; Magnoliopsida; Asterales; Asteraceae. Gene Ontology annotation, cellular component: cell wall; vacuole. Gene Ontology annotation, molecular function: beta-galactosidase activity; carbohydrate binding. Gene Ontology annotation, biological process: carbohydrate metabolic process. The transcript has 19 exons.